CCUGUCCGGGUGAGUGCUCCCUCUCCUAAGGCCUCUGUAUAGUUCCGUUGGAGAGAUCAGAUCUUGUGAAUCUCUAAAGUUGAACCUACAGGUUGUUUCUGGAAAUAGGUAUCUAUUUUGCCAGCUUUUCCAAAGCUCCGUAAAAUUGUCUAGUUUACUGCAGUCGCUAGGAGACGGUAAACCGGAAACGGAAAUGCCAUUCGAGACCUCUACGGGAAGAGGGCGCUAUGGCUGCCAAAGCGGAGGUCCGGGCGUUGCAGGCUGAAGUCGCCCGGCGGGAGAAGGAACUGAGUUCCCUGAAGCAGAGACUGGCGGCGGCUCUUCUGGCGGAGGAAGAGCCAGAGCGGCCGACUCCCGUGUCGCCCCUGCCGCCGAAGGCCGCCCUGACCCGGGAUGAGAUUCUGCGCUACAGCCGGCAGCUCGUGCUGCCCGAGCUCGGCGUGCAGGGGCAGCUGCGGCUCACCGCUGCCUCCGUACUAGUCGUGGGCUGUGGUGGGCUCGGCUGCCCGCUGGCGCAGUACCUGGCAGCGGCCGGCGUGGGCCGCCUUGGCCUCGUGGACUACGACGUGGUAGAAAUGAGCAACCUGCCUCGUCAGGUGCUGCACGGGGAGGCACUGGCCGGCCAGGCCAAGGUCUUCUCGGCCGCCGCCUCGCUGCGCAGUCUCAAUUCGGCAGUGGAGUGCAUUCCGUACGCUCAGGCUCUGACGCCCGCCACGGCUCUGGACCUGGUCCGCCGCUAUGACGUGGUCGCUGACUGCUCUGACAACGCGCCCACUCGGUACCUCGUUAACGACGCCUGCGUGCUGGCCGGCCGACCUCUCGUAUCCGCCAGCGCCCUGCGCUUCGAGGGCCAAAUCACAGUGUACCACUACGACGGAGGGCCUUGCUAUCGCUGCGUGUUCCCCCAGCCACCUCCAGCGGACACGGUGACCAACUGUGCGGAUGGCGGGGUGCUCGGUGUAGUCACUGGGGUCCUGGGCUGCCUGCAGGCGCUGGAAGUGUUGAAGAUCGCCGCAGGCCUGGGCCCCUCCUACAGUGGCCGACUGAUGCUCUUUGACGCUCUCAGAGGACGUUUCCGCUGUAUUCAGCUGCGGAGCCGCAGGCCCGACUGUGCGGCCUGCGGGGAGCAGCCCACUGUGACUGACCUGCAGGACUACGAAGCCUUCUGUGGCUCCUCAGCCACCGAUAAGUGCCGCUGCCUGCAGUUGCUGAGCCCAGAGGAGCGAGUUUCUGUCACCGACUAUAAGCGGCUUCUGGAUUCUGGGUCACCCCACGUGUUGCUGGAUGUCAGGCCCCAAGUGGAAGUGGACAUUUGUCGUUUGCCCCAUGCCCUGCACAUCCCUUUGAAACAUUUGGAACGGAGGGAUGCGGAGAGCCUGAGACUCUUAGGGGAAGCAAUCCAGAAAGGGAAGCAAGACACACAGGAAGGAGCAGCGCUCCCCAUUUAUGUGAUUUGCAAGCUGGGCAAUGAAUCCCAGAAAGCUGUGAAGAUCCUGCAGACAUUGACAGCAGUCCAAGAGUUAGGCUCCCUGACAGUUCAGGAUGUGGUGGGGGGGCUCAUGGCCUGGGCCGCCAAAAUCGACGGGACAUUUCCGCAGUACUGAGGGGGCUGGUAGACGUAGUCUAACCUGAGAAGGGUGCGAGUUGUCACAUCACCUUUAAGAUCAUGGCGAUUUAUUGGAUGAUGUAGUUGUUAAUCUACAACUGCAGGAUGAGUACUGUGCUUGCAGCACUUGGAGGGCGUCUUGAACUUGUGAGCUGCAUUGUAAGGGACAGGAUUUUGUGUUUUAAUCUGCUGAUCAUUUGCCGGUCCUGCUUUUUCCCACCCACCCCCCCCAUUCAAAAGCUCUCAAAAUGGUCUGUUAUGCCUGCAGUUAAGUUGUAACCUUAGUCUUACUGAAUUGAUCACAGAUGGCACACUUAAGAUCAAUUUAUUGUUUACUAAAGAUGUUCUUUGGAUCUUAUUUCCACUUCAAGUGGUAGAAUAUAUACUAGAGAAAAAAGUGUUAAGGGGUACAUUGUUUUAAUGACCUGGAAAGUGGUUAUAUAUUAAAUAUUGUGAAUUCAUAUCCAAAGUGAAGAAUUUACAGGUUAGCAAGAAUAGAAGCCACUUUCAUAGUAUGUCAGUUUCUUUUAUAAACUUCUGAUUAUUUUCUUAAAGUUGGCUUCAGGGUCCACCUUAUGUUGUAUUGAUAACAUUUUCUAAACUGUGUAUUAUGGUUUGGCUUGCUUUGGAAUCUUCAAGUCCAAGUUCCAACCUUCUGCCCUCCUCCUGUCCUUCCCUAUCCAAUCUGAUAUAAACAACAUUUCCAUGAAAUGGCAGCUACUUUGCCCAAUUUCCAAUAUCUACAACAAAAUCAAAAGUAAAAAUUUGGUAUGUAUGUAGCAGUGGUUAAUUGAAGAGGAAAUGCCUUGUCAAAGGGCGCCUCCACUCUCCAGCUGACUUUUGCAUGCAGGCUUACCUACAGCCAGAAAUCACAGAUGUAAAUGUGAAAUACCUUUGCAUCUGUGGCUACAGCUGUUUAAAGAAAGUUAAAAAGCACUGUGGGCCAGGCAAAACCCUCUACAUGUCAGAUUUACUUACCAGUUUGCAAACAUUUUUCCUCUCCACUAUUCUCUCUGAAGUUUGGGUCUCCAUUUUAUUUUUUAUUAUUUUUUUUAAAAAGAGUGUAUUUAUUUUUAGAGAGAGAAGGGAGGGAGAAAGGGAGAGAAGCAUUGAUCAGUUUCCUUAUGUACCUUCUUGUGUGUGCCCUCAACUUAGGCCUGUGCUUGACUGGGAAUCAAACUGGUGACCUUAGCCAGUUCUUUGCGGGAGGACACCCAACUAACUGAACCACCCUGGCCAUUUUAAGUAGAUUCACCAUAAACAUCUUUUUCCUAGUGUUCGUUGUACCUGCCUAGCUAGGGCCUGUGGUCCUCAGCUCAUCGGUCUCUAAGAAUUGCAGCCUCGCGGACUCAGGUUUUGGGAUGGGAGCAUGAGGUAAAUUGGCCAGAAUUAAUGUAAAGUGAAGGCCUGCGCUGAACGGACGGAGCUCAGAAAUUAAGCUUUAAAACUCUCCCCCUGGGGCCUUAUCCUCUUACAUCUGGGGAUUAAGGCUUUAUCCAGCUGACUUGGCAUAUGGAGGGCCAUGAGAAAGACAGACCACACAGGGCACACUUGCCCCUCACGCUUGAGCCAUGGGGAGGAAUGUUCAGCAGCCUCAGGAAGGAAGGCUAUUGAAUAGAGCGGCUCACACAGGGCGGC
Molecule: messenger RNA, 3244 nt
Organism: Artibeus jamaicensis (Jamaican fruit-eating bat)
Lineage: Eukaryota; Metazoa; Chordata; Mammalia; Chiroptera; Phyllostomidae
Gene: MOCS3
Product: molybdenum cofactor synthesis 3
Exons: 1
Coding region: 228-1604 (458 amino acids)
Biological process (GO): protein urmylation; tRNA wobble position uridine thiolation
Cellular component (GO): cytoplasm; cytosol
Molecular function (GO): thiosulfate-cyanide sulfurtransferase activity; URM1 activating enzyme activity; adenylyltransferase activity
Source: RefSeq, a predicted model, not a curated record